CUCACAACACGUGUGAUUUACACCUUUCUUUCAUCGUUGAUCUCAUCGCUAGAAAACAUGGAUAGCCCACCGAAAGCAGACCGUACACCUCCCAAGGUCAUUUUCGGAGCCAUGACCAUUGGGAAACCAGGCGUUGAAAUGACCCGCAUUCACACGCUAGAUGAGACCAAGGCCGCCCUAGACAUGUUCCAAAAAUAUGGCCAUGACAUAGUUGAUACUGCCCGGGUCUACGGUGGAGGUUCAUCGGAAGAGUACCUCGGAGCUUUGAACUGUCCAAGCCGUGGGAUCAAACUGGAUACCAAGCUCUAUCCAACCGCCCUCCGUCCAGCUCUAUCACCAGAUGAGCUUUAUCACCACUCGGUUGACGAUCUGCGUCGAGGUCUCCUUUUAAGUCUGAAGGCGCUGAAGGUUGGUAAGGUUGCAACCUGGUAUCUUCACGGACCGGAUCGGACCGUACCCUUUGAGGACACUCUUCGUGCAGUCAACGAGCUCUACAAUGAGGGGCUCUUUGAGAGGUACGGCAUUAGUAAUUAUCAGGCAUGGGAGGUGGCGCAGAUCUGCGAGCUCUGUGAAAGGAACGGAUGGGUCAAACCCGCCGUCUACCAGGGUCUGUACAACGCUUUCCAUCGCGCAGUCGAAGCUGAGCUGUUCCCAUGCCUGCGUCACUACGGCCUGUCUUUCUACUGCUUUAAUCCUCUGGCUGGUGGUUUUUUGACCAGUCGUUAUACCCGCGGUAUGACCGAAUUUGAAGAGGGCUCCCGAUUUGACCCGAGGCGCUACCAGGGUAAACUGUCUCGCAACCGCUACUUUGAUGACUACUUCUUUGACGCACUGGACAUCCUGCGGCCAGUUAUCAAGAAGCAUGGGCUGAGCGAGGCUGAGUGUGCACUUCGUUGGUUGUCUCAUCACUCUCAGCUGGAAGCAGAGAAGGGGGAUGGCAUCGUUAUUGGCGCUAGCAGCCUGAAGCACUUGGAAGAGAAUUUAGUGGCUCUUUCCAAGGGGCACCUGCCCGAAGAUGUGGUUGAGGCCAUUAAUCAGGGCUGGGAAGUAGUUCGGGGAAAAGAGCUGAAGUUUUGGCACUGACCAACUAUAUCUCUGAGAAGACAGAUUCACAAGCCUAAAGCUCACCCCCAAUCUUUCUAGGUUAGAUGGAGUAAGAGUUCGAGAGCUUGAGGAUAAGAUGAAUUGAUGUAAGAUUGGCUUCAAUUGAAGCAUAAAAUAGCGAUUUGUG
This is a messenger RNA of Aspergillus uvarum CBS 121591, 1231 nucleotides long. Its product is annotated as aldo/keto reductase family protein. NCBI's taxonomy places the organism in Eukaryota, Fungi, Ascomycota, Eurotiomycetes, Eurotiales, Aspergillaceae. The transcript has 2 exons. Bases 58 to 1083 code for a protein of 341 amino acids. The record is from RefSeq and is a predicted model, not a curated record.